Molecule: messenger RNA, 3343 nt
Organism: Vitis riparia (riverbank grape)
Lineage: Eukaryota; Viridiplantae; Streptophyta; Magnoliopsida; Vitales; Vitaceae
Product: protein FAR1-RELATED SEQUENCE 7-like
Exons: 2
Coding region: 178-2697 (839 amino acids)
Biological process (GO): regulation of DNA-templated transcription
Molecular function (GO): zinc ion binding
Source: RefSeq, a predicted model, not a curated record
CAAAUGCAAUUGAAAAAUAAAUGCCCUAGAUUCCCAAUUUCUCUGCACUCGCUCUCCAUUCGGCGCCUAUACUCCCUUUACUGGAUUCAGACACUGUCAACGGUCAUCGGAGGAAGUCAUCCCUUCAAACUCCCCCUCUGAAUUCCAUCAGAUUCACUCAGGUUACCCUUUCCAUCUAUGAUAAGGUUAAUGGAUUGUAUAUCAAAUCCUCCACCGUGUGAAGAAGAUGUGAAAGGCAAAGUUGAAUCAUCGCCUAGGGUGGAUACUGACCUGGAGGUUGAAAGUCAUUAUGCAGAAGUUUCAUUUGUUGACAAGCCUGGAGCAGACAAUGAUGAUGAACAUGGGUUACAGAGUGCGAAAGUUGCAUCCAUUGACAAGUUUGGGGUGGAUAAUGAUGGUGAGCAUGAAUGUAAAAGCCUGAAAGUUUCCUCUGAUGACAAGUGUGAGAUGGAUGUCGAUGGUGAGCGGGACUGUCAGGGUCCAAGACUUUCAUCCAUAGAGGAAUGUGGGAAGGAUUUGGAUGGCAACCAAGUUCAGAACCCAAAAGUUGCCUCUGUUGGCCUAACAGGGUAUGAUAUUUCCAUAAAGGAUGAACCUGAUGAGUAUGUUGAACCAAAAGUUGGGGUGGAAUUUGGGUCAGAAGAACUUGCAUACAAGUGUUACCAAAGAUAUGCUGUGAUGGAGGGUUUCAGUAUUCGGAAAGAUUUUGUAAAUAAAAGUAGGAUAAAUGGUGCAGUAGUAUCCAGAAGGUACACUUGUUUUAGGCAAGGACAUCGUCCUAGCAAACAUGAGGCAAAUGUGAGGAAACCCCGGCAGGAAACAAGAACUGGUUGCUUGGCACAUAUGACUAUUGCUCGUCAACCUAAUGGCAAUUUUCGUGUUACUCAUUUUGAAACAAGACACAAUCAUGAGCUUGUAACCCCAACUACUGCAUAUAUGUUACCAUCACAUAAGAGACUAACUUUUGCCCAAGCAGUUGAAGCCAAUUCAGCCAAUAGCUCUGUGACAGAUGGCGUACCAAGACUUGGAAUGGGGUUUGACUCAGAAGAUCUUGCAUAUGAAUUUUACAAUGCAUAUGCUGGAAGAGUAGGUUUUAGUGUUCGAAAAGAUUAUGUAAAUAGGAGUAAAAUAGAUGGUGCUGUGGCAUCUAGAAGGUAUACAUGUUUUAGGGAAGGGUUUCGGCAGAAAGAUAAACGUGAUCUGAAUGUGAAGAGGCCUCGAAAAGAAACAAGAAUUGGCUGCCUGGCACAAUUGGUCAUUGCUCGUCAGCCUGAUGGUAAAUAUCGUGUUACUCAUUUUGAAGAAAAGCACAAUCAUGAACUUGUAGCUGCAUGUAGAGUUCGUAUGUUACGAUCACAAAAGAGAUCAGCUGUGGGCCAAGUUGUUGAAGCCAAUAUUGUGGAUGGCUCUAAGAUCCACCCGAAAUCAUUGUCCGAGUUAAUGUGUAAAUCAGCUGGAGGACAGGAGAAUCUUGGUUAUGAUCCCAUAGAUCAUAAAAGCAAUCUACCAUCAAAACGCACAAGGGAAAUGAGAAAUAGGGAACCGGGAGACAUUCUUAAAUAUUUUCAGAGCAAGCAAUUAAAAGACCCAUCUUUCUUUCAUUCCAUACAACUUGAUGCUGAAGAACAAAUAACCAAUGUAUUUUGGGCUGAUGCAAAGAUGGUGGUGGACUACAGUGAUUUUGGUGAUGUGGUUUGCUUUGAUACAACUUACAAGCUAAAAGACUGCAGACCUUUUGCACCUUUCUUUGGAGUGAAUAAUCAUAAGCAGAUGGUGAUCUUUGGUGCUGCACUUCUAUAUGACAACACAGUUGAAUGUUUCAAGUGGCUAUUUCGUACUUUCAUUGAGGCAAUGUCUGGAAAGAAGCCAAAGACAAUCCUCACAGAUCAAGAUGCAGUAAUAGCUGAAGCAAUUGAGGCAGUCUUGCCUGAAACACAUCAUCGAAUAUGUGUUUGGCAUGUAUACCAAAAUGCACUCACAUACAUUAGUGACAUAUUUUUGGCUUUUGAAUCUUUUAGCAAUGAUUUUUGCAGUUGCAUAUUUUAUCAUGAGGAGGAGGAAGAUUUCAUCAAUGCUUGGAAGGUUAUGCUGGAUACAUAUGGUCUUUGGGAGAAUGAGUGGCUGAAUGAGAUAUUUAAAACAAGAGAGAAGUGGUCCAUAGCGUAUGGAAAGCAUAUAUUUUGUGCUGACAUAAAAACCGUACAGCUGUGUGAUGGUUUUCAUACUAACUUGAGAAAAUACCUAAAGUCUGACUUAGAUGUGCUGCAAUUUUUCAAGCAUCUUGGAAGGGUGGUGAAUGAUUGGCGUUACAAAGAAUUAGAAGCAAAUUAUGACAUGAGUCAACAUAUGCCUAGACUAAUGGGGGAUGUGAUUCUGUUGAAGCAUGCUCGGGACAUCUACACGCCGAGUAUAUUUGAAUUGUUUCAGCUAGAAUACGAAAAGUGUCUGAAUGUUGUUGUUAGCCACUGCACUGAGAGUGGGUCAUUGUUCAAGUACAAAGUUGGCACAUAUGGGCAUUUACAAGAGUCUAUUGUUGUAUUUAACUCAUCUGAUAAUAGAGUUGUCUGCAACUGUAUGAAGUUUGAGUCUAUGGGAGUUUUGUGUAGCCAUGCACUGAAAGUGCUUGAUUAUAGGAAUAUAAAGGUGAUCCCAAAACAAUACGUCUUGAAGAGGUGGACAAGAGAGGCAAGGGUUUGAGAUGAUGGAGAUAAUUCCAAGUGCAUCACACUCUUCAACUACAAGUUGGCUGAGGCAAGUUGAUUAAAGAUUUCUGAAUGUUAUGGGAAACCUACGUGGAAAAAGAAGAUUAACUUGUUCAGUUAUUUUAUGAUUUAGUGGAAGGUUUGGCAAACCUUGUCGAGUAAUUUAUAGUUGAUAUAAUGAAAGGUCUGACAAGCCUUGUUGUACAUUUAUCUUUUGGAGCUUGAAACUAAAGCCUUGUUGUCUUUGUUUGUAAAUCUAGAAGAUACCUAGCAUUGCCAUUUUUAACUUACACUGACGAUCAGUAGGAACUGCACUGUUGGACAUGGAUUCUCCCUGAUUCAGCAGGUUGCCAUCAUGCUGAAAUCACCAGCAGACAUUCUUCCUCUUGACUUAGUCCACACACCUCAGCACCUUCCAGCAAGGCCCAUUCCAGUUGGCACUAUUUGCUUGAUCAGACAUUUCUAGAACACCUCUAAUUUGGAGUUUUUAUUCUGGGCAUCUCUAGUACAUCAUUAACUUUGUAGUUCUUCUUAAGUACCUUCAUUGGUGAAUGAGGUUCAAGAUUCUGGGAAAUCCUCCAUUUGGAUUUUAGUUUCAGAGUUGUGUCGGAAUUUUGAGCUGGGAUUUUGUGCCAUCUUUA